UUACUCUGCGAAUAAUUCAACACCAAUUACUCAGUGAAGUAUUAGAAUUAAACUUGUACCUAACUCGCAAAAUACAUUUACUUUUCCUUCGUUGAUGCUGUAACUACUAUCCAUCAUAAAAGCGUAGCUAAAAUUCACCAAAUCCACAUGGACUUGAACAUGACAUUAUAUUCGUUGAUUCUCUUCACCUCCAAUUUAUUAAUAUGUUGGUGCAGAAUUAUCAAAUCAAGCGCUGAUAAGUUCCAAACUCCCGAACAAGCUUCAUUCACUGACCAAUCCAACAUUUUUAGACCUGAUCUAGGAUGCAUUCUUUUCGGCGCAGCUGGUUGUUCGAUAACUUGCAACGUUAUGUGCGACAUGUACGGCUGCCAAACCUACAAUCCCAUCUGCCUGGACGAAAUAUACUGCGAAUGUAACGAAAAAUACGAAAUUUCAUCCUCCCUUACAGCAACCACAUCCGAUUACAACAGUCUAUCGUUCAAUAAAUUAUGGAACUAUAAACUAAACAAAUCGAAAACAUCGAAGAAAAUCCGCCAAAAGAUAUUCCAAGAUCCAGAGACGUUCGACGAAAUACUGAAAAUACUCAGAGAUCCUCAUAAAACCGGACUCCACGUCAUAAGACGAUUACAAGAUUUACAUCCGAAAUGGACCAGCGUAUCGGAGCUCGAACCACGCCAACUAGGUUACAUAAAUAAUCUCAUCGAAGGAGAGCAACUAAACGAUAACGAGUUGCAUGAGUAUUUAGAGACGAAUAUGGAACCGAUGAUCGAAGAAACGUAUGAUCAAUUGCAGAACGUUGAACUCGAAGUUAGAUUGAGUGAUGCUUUGGAUCAAAUCGAUAGAGAAGAGGAAAUAAGGCAAAUCGUGGAGCAAAUUGCUUUACUGAAUAAAUCAUCUUUGAAUGAUUACACAAAGAAGCAUCUGAAGCAGAAAGGAUUAGAGGUAGAUGAUCUAGCUGAAAUGUUGAAUAAGGAGAAUUCAGGUUUGGUAUCAGUUUACGAUGCCGAUCAACUUAUAUUGGCCAGCGUUCUGGAAAAAUUACUUGAUAUUAAAGAGAAUAACAGAAUCGUUGACGUCAAAAGAACAGCCGGAAACAAACAGUUUGCUUUGAGCGAAGAAAUGACUGUAGGCAGAGAAGAUCUGUUUGAUUCGAAUUUCAACGCUGAUGAAGAUACAGGAGACACAAAAUCGUUCAUAUUGAGCGAGGAAAUGACCGUAGGAAGGGAAGAUCUGUAUGAUUCUGAUUUUGCAAGAUCGAUAAAAAGUUCUGAUUCUGAAUCUGAAUCGAAGAAAAAUAAACGUAAGUUUAAAGAAGACAAAUCACAGAAGCGCGAUCGAUAUGAAAUCAACAAAUCAAACCGAAUUUCUGACAGAAAGAUUAUUAUUAAUAAUAACAACAACAACAACAAUAACAACGACGAAUAUUACUCAUCUGACAGUAUCAACAAUAACAAUAACAAUAAUGAUGGGGAAUAUUCAUCUUACUACGACGAUUAUUACACUACAGCUACAGAUCCACCUUAUCCACCUCCACCUCCACCUCCUUACAGCAGUUACUAUAAUCCGGCUCCAGCAUAUUCAUCUUACUAUGGUGAUGAGAAUUAUCGUAGGCAAGGUCCAGUUCAGUACCAGAUGAACAGUAAUUUUGGAGGAUCAUUACCACCGAUGCCACCGCCGCCACCGCCACCACCGGCGAACAUUUGCUGUGGAGGAUACGGUAAUUUUGGACCACCACCGCCACCGCCGCCGCCUCAAUCGUGGGAUGCUAAUUGCUGUGAUGGAGACCGUUCAAGUUGGAUGGAAACCUUUUUUCCAUGGUAGCUAGUAGGUAUUUCAAAGAUGACGGAACCGACAUAGACGCUCAAUUUUAAUAAUCAAAUGUUCGAUGAAUCACGUAGUAAUGUAACUCGUAAUUAAGUUAAAAUAGGUAAAUUAUAAAUAAAUAAACACUCAA
Molecule: messenger RNA, 1954 nt
Organism: Planococcus citri (citrus mealybug)
Lineage: Eukaryota; Metazoa; Arthropoda; Insecta; Hemiptera; Pseudococcidae
Product: J domain-containing protein DDB_G0295729-like
Exons: 3
Coding region: 148-1821 (557 amino acids)
Biological process (GO): mitotic actomyosin contractile ring assembly; barbed-end actin filament capping; actin filament bundle assembly
Cellular component (GO): cell division site; mating projection tip
Source: RefSeq, a predicted model, not a curated record